Molecule: messenger RNA, 1083 nt
Organism: Zingiber officinale
Lineage: Eukaryota; Viridiplantae; Streptophyta; Magnoliopsida; Zingiberales; Zingiberaceae
Product: nudix hydrolase 16, mitochondrial-like
Exons: 4
Coding region: 386-670 (94 amino acids)
Cellular component (GO): nucleus; cytoplasm
Molecular function (GO): hydrolase activity
Source: RefSeq, a predicted model, not a curated record
GCAGGGGGGAGCGAUGGGGUUUGUAAUUUGCGUACCGAGAGCACCACGCAUCGCCUCCGCACGGCGACUCCUUCGAAGCCACCGACCACAAGCCCGUAAAAAUAUUUGGGUUUUGUUGUUUCCUUCUUUCUCCUCGCCUCAGCCCUUCACCUGCUCUGCUUUUCAAUCCAUUUUGGGAUCUCCUCCCUCUGGCAUCGCUGCCCCUCCCACCGCCUGCCGCCGCAUCAAGGAUAGCUAUCUCAUUCCGGCAGACAACCAGAGAGGGAAAAAAUGCGAGGAACGAGACACACAAAGUAAGAGAGACGACAGAGAUUGGAAGGAAAAAAGAGGGAGGGAGGGCUGAAAAAGGAGAGUAGAAUAAGGGAAAUACGGAAGGGGAGAGAGCAUGUGCGAUUUGGUGGCCCGCACCGGUCGACAUCAGCAGCGAUACGAGGCCGGUUGUCGCCUUGUUGCCGGGUGUAUCCCAUUUAGAUAUAAAAGCUGUGAUAUUUCUGAUGACAAACAUAAUAUGGAAGUUGAAGUUCUCAUGAUUAACUCACCUAGUGGACCAGGCCUAUUAUUUCCAAAGGGAGGAUGGGAAAAUGAUGAAACUGUUGAAGAGGCAGCUGUGCGAGAAGCCCUUGAAGAAGCAGGAGUUAAAGGGGAUAUAGUGCUUACGUUUCAAUUUUAGUCAUUCUUGGGGAACUAUCUCUUCAAAAGCAAAACCCUGCAAGAUGAAUUCAGUCCAUAAGGUUUGUGCAAAGCUGCAGUAUUUGCUCUACAAGUGAGAGAGGAGCUAGAGUCGUGGCCAGAGCAAAGCACCCGUUACAGGUCUUGGGUUACCUUACCUGAAGCUGUGGAGCAAUGUAGACAUCCUUGGAUGCGAGAUGCUCUUAUUGAGGGAUUCUCAAAAUGGCUUGAGGGUAUACAAACAAGGCCUGAAGGUGAAGAGAAUGGCAAAUCGGAAGAGGAUGCCAACUUAAACGAUAAAAGACAACCUUUUCUGAAAGUUUAAGUAGACUAUCGUGUAUUUGACGUUGGUCAUUUUUGCAUUUUGCUAGUAUCUCAUCUUUGGUCAUGCAUGCUAUUAUAUGCAUUUUGUUA